This is a messenger RNA of Orbicella faveolata, 2987 nucleotides long. RefSeq lists its product as uncharacterized. The record is from RefSeq and is a predicted model, not a curated record. Lineage: Eukaryota; Metazoa; Cnidaria; Anthozoa; Scleractinia; Merulinidae.
UCGCCAAAAUAACUCAAAAUACCAUGACUGGGCUCCUUUUAAGGGGAAUUCCCACUUGGAAGUUAUUUAAACUUGAUUACACGUUACAAAAACGAGUGUAAAAAACGAUCUGGAACCGUUAACUGCGUCAGCUAUUGAACAACUGUGGCAGCUUAGUUCAUUAGUGUUUGGUUAAGCUUUUCACGAAAGUCUAGAAAACGAAAUUCAUCAGAAACCGAAAUUCAAAGGCAUCACCCUUCGUGUAUCUAACAUGACUAUCAUAAGAUUAUAAACGAGUUGCAUUUGAGUACCAUCUCUAGUAUAUACAAUGGCGGCGAGAGAAGAUUUGGGACGCGAAGAACUAAGCUUUAUCUUCAAGUCUCUGGCAGAGAAAGGAGAGGAAGGCAGGCUAUACGAGAAAGGCAGCAAAUUUCUGUCCGGUAGUUUGCCACAGUAUCUAACGUCCAAGCUAGAAAAAACUGAGAACUCUAUUGUCAUCAAGGCGUAUGGAAGCGCAGCAGAAGAAUUAACGUGUUAUGAACCCUGUGAUCUAGGAGAUGUGGAUAUCAUGAUCUUUCCAAAUUCUUCUAAAUUGACAAUUCCCGAAGAACGGCUGGAAUAUUCACUGGAGAAUCCACUGCACGUGAGAAUCCGAGGAGACCAUCACUCCGCUUUACAGCCCUGCCUCGUGAAACACACCGAGUAUGUGGCCACGUCAGCUGUAAAGAAUUUCCAUCCUGCGAUCUUUGGGCACAUAUCACCGAAAUUAGUCAACUGUACUGCCCGCGCAAUUCUGGCAUUGUCAUCUCUGGAAACGCUUUCACCUAUUGUUACGGCUCACCUGAAAAACAAGACGACAAGCCCGGCCCUAAGCCUUAAUUUGUCUCAGUCGCUGGGUACUGUUUCACACCUUCGGAAACAAUGGGACAAUCACUUGCUGAUUUCGAAAGAAACACAGAGCGUCCCUAGUUUGACAGACGUAGUUAAAAACGAGAGUAAAUUCCUGGCCAGUCUCGAUACCAGGUAUAGACGCAAAGUCGAACUAUUUAGAAACAUCGUGCAAAAAUGCCGCUCAAAUGAUCUCGAAUUUCUUCCAAUGCUUUUGACUGAUCUUUCUCAAGAGCAUUUCAGUCGAGGUGAAGAGAUCAGAGCCGGACUUCAAGACACCGAAAGUCGAUCACAGAACAAAUCCAAGCACAGUGAUCCGCAAUCUGUCACGGUGAAGAAUGGCAAAGACGACGAAAGCGGAAGUAAUCCGCACACCUGCUUUGAUGUGACAUCGCCCUCUAAAGAUGGGUCGAGCGUGACUGUCACGACAAAAACAUGUGGGGCUGUGUCACGCCAAUCAACAACGCGAAGAAACUCAACAGAGAUUUGUUCCCCAUUACCAGAGGAACUGAUGUCUAAGCAAGUGACUGAGUAUGAAGGAACAGAAGGCCAAAGCGGAGAGAAAAAUGGCGGAGACAGCAGUGAGAGCAAAUGUCAGUCAAAAGCAGAACAGCAGCAGAAACGAACACAGUCAACCUCUAAAGAUCUUCCAAGCCAUCCAGAUGCUAAAAGAGAAAUGAAAAAAAUAACUCAUGAAAUCAAAACCAUGUAUAAUCGCUUGGUUGAACAUCUGUUCGGUGCAGGAACUCAAGUGGAGGAAACGAAAUUCCAGGGCACUGAAAAAACACAGCUCCACGAGAGAGUAAAAUUUGGAAUGGACAUAGUUCCAGCAUUCAGGACUCGUGGAUGGCCGGAAGUCGCAAGGGAGUGGAUCUCAAGAGAUCGAAAAUGGCCUUCCGCUGACAUUGUCGACAAGGUUAUUCAGGAAGGCUGCCAUUUGGUAGUAAAACCCCCAAGGAAUAAUGGCAACCCAGAUUGCGACUUCAGAAUAUCUUUCUCUCAUGCAGAAUAUCUGCUAAGUCAAGAGAUGAACCACAUCCAGCGCGAGUGUUACCGUUGUCUAAAGCGAUAUCAUCGGGCGUAUCUCUCCACUCAACCAGCCAGUUUGGUGACAUUCCAUCUGAAGAACAUUCUUCUGCAGACAAUUGAAGAAACCGGAGUGGAAACGUGGACCGAAAGCAACAGAGCCGGGUGCGUGAUGAAACUCCUUGGGAAUCUUUUGAAAGCGCUCACAAAGAAAGACUUGCGUCACUUCUUUGUGAGAUCCUACAAUCUGUUUAGUGUGGAUUAUAUUGAAGAUCCCAAGAUCCUUGAAAUCCUGGCCUGGAAAGUUGAGCAGAUCAUGAGCGAUCCCGUAAGAUUCUCAAAAGAACUGAUUCAGAAGCAAGCAGUUACAAGACAAAUUAAAAUGGACGACUGCGUUUCUGAGGGAAACGUUCCAAACGAGGAAGCAGCCCUGUCUGCAAAAUCUGUCGCUGGCCAACGAGAUGAAGGAAAUAAGGCAGUUCCAUGCCUUGGAAACUAUGACAACCGACACAAGAAAGAAAUGGAGGCACAAGGUGCCCUGCUAACGGAGGACGCGAAGCGAGGAGUCAGACCAACGGAGAGUGGUUAUCGAUACCACGGACUGAAUGAAAUUAUCAGCGAGAUCAUUAAUAAACUGAUCGACCACCUCUUUCAAGAGAUUAAACAAGUGAGUGAGCAGUUCAGCGACAAACUGGACUCGCUUAAGGUCUUCAUCAGCUCUGAUGAAGAAGUGAAGAAUGGAGACGACGACAUGACACAAGGGAAAACCUGUGAAGAAGCUUGGACAUUAUUGCGGAGAAUCCUUGAUCCCUCUGAUGAAAAUCCUUUCAAUUUGAGCCACACAUCAUCAUGUGAAGCUCCGUCACAAGUGAUUAAUAAUUCGCAUGGCAUGCCAUUAGACUGAUUUUGACUUAUUAGCGGGAGACAUUUGACAUUGUCAUACAUGGAGCAGUGGUGGAUCUAGACUGUGCUCAAACGGAGAGGCAGGAGUUCUUAGAUAGAAUGCUAGAAAAAACGUACUUUACUUCUUAAGGUCAUUCCCCAGUAUUGCAUUGCGCAUCCCAACUGCGCAUAAUUUCACGCGUGAUUAGCGC